Molecule: messenger RNA, 669 nt
Organism: Cuscuta europaea
Lineage: Eukaryota; Viridiplantae; Streptophyta; Magnoliopsida; Solanales; Convolvulaceae
Source: the annotation of a GenBank genome assembly
CUUUCUUUUCCUUUUUUCCUCUCCCUCCUUACGCACAAAUUCCUUCUCCCUCUUUUCCUCUUUUCUUUUUUUCUUUUCUCUCCCUCCCUGCACCCAACUUCUUUCUCCCUCUUUUCUUUUUUCUUUUCUCCCCCUCCCUGUGCCUAUUUUCCUCUUUCCUUCUCCCUCGUAAAUAACUCCUCUCUUUAUCUCCCUUUCUCCUUCUUUUUUCUUUUCUUUUCUUGUUUUCUUCAUUUCAAAAGCUCUCACAUUUUUGCAGAUCUAAAUCCGCACAGAAAAACAAGAGGAGUCACAAUUGAAUCUAAUUUGUUCUCUCAAAUAUUAUUCAUGAGGAACUAUUUAUGCUCUUUGCAUGGAGGGGAUAAUGAACCUUCGAAACAAGUGUUUGAUAAACCGAAUGGUGGCAGAAAAAGGAUUAAGGAAGUCAACAAUGAGAGAUUUAGAAUACAUGAUAACUAAAUAUUUUAUUCUUGUAACUAGCUAUAUUGUAAAGUUAAUGUUCUUGUGUUUAGAAUGAUAGUGUAAUUGAAGUUGCUAAUGUCUAUAAUGUAUGUUUUAUGUUAUGAAAAUGAACUUGGAUGUUUUGUGUUGGACACAUACAAUUGCCUAUGUGUUUUCUUUUUUGUCUGUGUGUAAUUGAAAUAUCAUCUGUCAUUGUUUAUAUUGUCU